AAAAAAAAUAUCCACCUGAACAAAGACACCAUCAGGCCACAAAACCCGAAUUUAGUGUUCCCUCGUCUCGUGAGGUGUUUGUACAGACAUGUUCACGCUCCCCUGAAGCCUGGAAUCUCCUUUGAUUUGUGAGCAAUUUCAACAACUAUAUUGAGACCCUGGUUUCUUGUUUCGAAAAGAUAAGAGCUACCAGAAUUUGACCCGGAUCAAACCCAGUCAUGGAUUUGGACACUAUGGAUCCGAGUGAAAACGCCGGAAAGGGCCCCCCGUUGUUGGAAGGGGAAGAUGAGGAAGGCCUGAAUGUGGUGGGCCUAAUCUCAAUCAUCGUCUUCUACAUAGCCGUGCUGCUUGUGGGGAUUUGGGCUGGUUGGCGCCAAAGAAAGAUCGUCAAGAAUGAAGGCCGUACUCAAGAUCAAGAAGAGGUUAUGUUGGCCGGAAGGAACAUCGGACUUUUCGUUGGAAUCCUCACCAUGGGAGCCACGUGGGUGGGUGGUGGAUUCAUCAAUGGUUCCGCCGAAGUUGCUUAUUCCAGUGGAUUGGUUUGGGUACAAGCACCAUUUGGAUUCGGCUUAUCGCUCUUCAUCAGCGGCACUUUUUUUGCCAGAAAAAUGCGAGAGUCGCGAUAUGUCACAAUGAUUGACCCUUUCACUCAAAAGUAUGGAAAAUGGGGCGCUCUGCAAGCAUUUCCCUCCGCCAUUUGCGAGAUCUUCUGGUCAGCAGCCAUCUUGGGUGCCCUAGGCAGUACUCUUCAAGUCAUCCUGAAAAUUGAUACUGUCACUUCAAUCAUCAUCAGCGCUGCCAUAGCCGUACUAUACACUCUCAUGGGAGGGCUGGUGUCUGUCGCCUACACGGACGUAUUCCAAAUCAUAUUCAUCGCCUUUGGCCUGGCACUUUCCUUACCAUUUGCUGCCACGAGUGAAUUCGUCUCCUCCAAGCACUUGGAAGAGGGUGCUGAUUACCGAGGUGCCUUGCCCAGUCAUUUAGUGGGUGAAUGGAUUGAUUAUGCCUUUCUGCUUCUCCUGGGGGGAAUUCCUUGGCAAUGCUAUUUCCAAAGAGUCUUAUCGAGUAAGACUUCGACUCGGGCUCAAAUGCUUUCGUAUGGGGGUGGGUUAAUAGCCUUGGUUAUGGCUGUUCCUGCCACUCUCUUUGGGGUGGUAGCCAAGGCCACCGAUUGGGAAAGAACAGCGUUUGGACACGCCCCCAGCGGUGAUGAGAACAAACUAGUCCUGCCAUUAUGUCUGCAAUAUCUGUGUCCACCAUGGGUGACCUUUUUUGGCCUUGGAGCGGUGAGUGCUGCAGUGAUGUCGUCCACUGAUUCAUCCAUGCUGUCAGCCAGUUCCAUGUUGGCUCGAAACGUUUACAAAACCAUCUUUAGACCCAAGGCUUCGGAAAAGGAGAUUCUGAUUGUUUUGUGGUGCUGCAUUGUGAUCAACGCCUUCAUAGCCACAACUAUGGCCAUCAAAUACCAGAGUGUGUACAGUCUCUUUGUGCUGUGCGGAGAUUUAGUAUAUGUUGUGGUUUUCCCUCAGCUGCUUCUAGUUUUGUACUUUGAAGCCUCCAAUACAUAUGGUUCGGUGGUGUCGUUCUUCCUCAGCUUCGUCUUGAGGAUCUUGUGCGGCGACACGUUGCUGGAUAUUAAACCGGUAAUCUCCUUUGGCACCAUCUAUGGAGAGAACGAAGGCGAAGAGGGCCCAGUUCCGUUCCGAACCAUUGUCAUGUUGAUCUCACUCGUGGUCCAUAUGGGGCUUAGCUAUGGUGCCCACUGGCUGUUCACCAACAAGCCCAAAUAUCUCUACCUUGACUUCCUCGGAUGCUACAAAGUACACCACAUCCAUGGUGGGAUCGUCCAAUCCAGUUCCCGACACUUGAUGGGAGAAGAGUCGAUUGGUAUGGACGAGUACGCCCGAGAGAAUCAAAAGAGGCCGCCUACUUACAACCCUGCUUAUGAUAACAAGACCUUCUACGAAUAGGGAUGCAGUUAUUCGAAGAGUCCCCUGCCAAAGGGCUUUAGUCAGUAGUCCUCUUCUUAUAUUUGUGAAAGGCGUACAACGGUGGAAAACCAAGAUCAAAAAUUUGAAAUGCAUAUUUAAAGUCUGGAGAGGUCUGUGCUCUCAAUGACAUUCCUUGAAUUCAAUAUCAUGACUCUACAAUAGCAAUAAAGCAAUGCUGAAA
Tigriopus californicus is the source of this 2172-nucleotide messenger RNA. RefSeq names its product high affinity choline transporter 1-like. NCBI's taxonomy places the organism in Eukaryota, Metazoa, Arthropoda, Copepoda, Harpacticoida, Harpacticidae. Gene Ontology annotation, cellular component: plasma membrane. Gene Ontology annotation, molecular function: choline:sodium symporter activity. The coding region runs from base 219 to 1970 and encodes 583 amino acids. The transcript is spliced from 11 exons. Gene Ontology annotation, biological process: choline transport; acetylcholine biosynthetic process; transmembrane transport. The record is from RefSeq and is a predicted model, not a curated record.